Molecule: messenger RNA, 915 nt
Organism: Metarhizium brunneum ARSEF 3297
Lineage: Eukaryota; Fungi; Ascomycota; Sordariomycetes; Hypocreales; Clavicipitaceae
Product: Oxidoreductase swnR
Source: RefSeq, a predicted model, not a curated record
AUGAAAGUCGCUAUUGUUGCCGUUGGCGAUCUCGCUAGGUACUUUGUUGAAGAACUUCAAAAGAGCGGACAUGAAGUACUAGCUGUUUCCCGAACUCCCAAGACGUAUCUCGAGGAUCUUGAAAUUUCCCAACAUAUCACCGACUACAGUGAAACGGAUCUCACCGCCGCGCUGGCCGAUUGCGACGCAGUUGUGUGUACGCUGAGAGUCGGAGUGCCUGACUAUGUGGCAGUCCACCUGGCCAUCUUGCGGGCUUGUCAACAUUCUGCCACAUGCAAACGCUUAAUUCCAGCCACAUGGGCCGGCAACCUCGAGGAUUUCCCUGACGAACCGUUAGGCGUGGCCGAUGAGAUUCGUCUUGUUCUCAGCGCACUUAGAAGUCAACAGGACGUGAGUUGGUCAUCGAUCAGUCCCGGUUGGUACGUCGACUACAUCGUACCAGAGAAACAGCGUUUCAUGAGCAGCCUAGGCGACAUGUGGCCGCAGAAUUACGACAGAAAAACUUUUACUAUUUACGGCGAUGGAACCCAACUAGUCAACUUUACUUCCGCCAGAGACACAGCUCGCGCUACUGUCCGACUUAUCGAGCAUAACAGGGAAGACUGGGAGGAGUUUACCUUUAUUUCAGGCGCGCAAAUGACUUGGAUGGAGUUGGGCCGGUUCAUUCAAAGCCGAGACCCAGAGUAUGCAUUUCAGAAUAAGUCUCUCUCUCAGACUAUCAAGCAAUACAUAGCACAGGAGAGCCUGGAAAGCUAUGGAGCUGCCAUUCUGGAGCUUUGGGGGCACGGCGCAGGUGUUCGAUUUCCCUGGAGCAAGGUCGAGCGCCACCGCGCAAAGUUUUUCCCCGACUUGAAGUUCCGAAGCGUGCAAGAGCUAGCUGAUGAAGCGGCAUCGGAGCCCAAUAAAGUAGUGUAG